AUGGCGUGGUCUUGGUAUCCUGGACGCUGCACCACCACUUUCACACAUUCAGAUGAGCCCAUUAUCCUCGAGACGAAAUCAGGCUUGAAGCGCGCCUUUCCCGAGCUCGUCAAAGACACCACUCCAGAUUGCUAUCUCAACCCCCUUCUAUUCAAUGGCCACCUUCAGACUGCUUGGACUGCAACGAAAGCCGAUGGCCCGCCCAUCUACUACAAGCGCCGUGUCUUUUCCGCAGAAGACUCCAAUUUCGCCGGGCAUUUCACUGUAGACUUUGCCACUCAACCCCCAGACGAUCCAGCGACAUACGAGGGACUGCAAGAAGAUCCGACAGGCAUUGGCCACCUCCGCUUUCCUCCAAGAACAUCCUAUUUCAGCGACAAAGAAUUCGACAACUUGGCAUCCGACGACACCAAGCCCCUUCUCAUCACACUCCACGGCCUGAGCGGGGGGUCUUAUGAAGUAUAUCUGCGACACGUCUUGGCCCCGUUGAUUGCGGAGACGCCAGAAGGUCGCAAAGCCGGCGGCCUCUCUGGCGGCAACUGGGAGGCUCUGGUCGUCAACAGUCGGGGAUGCGCUGGAUCGAAAAUCACCACAAGCGUGCUGUACAACGCUCGCGCCACUUGGGACGUUCGACAGGUUGUCAAGUGGGCGAGGAAGACGUGGCCCAAUCGACCAAUCUUUGGCAUCGGAUAUUCUCUCGGUGCCAAUAUCCUGACCAAUUAUGUGGGCGAGGAGGCCGACAAAUGCCUGCUGUCCGCCGCCGUCAUCGUUUCCAACCCUUGGAAUCUGGACGUGUCUUCAAAAACUCUGAAGCGAACGUGGAUUGGGCUGAAUGUGUACAGCAAGGCAAUGGGAGCAUCGCUGCGCAAGGUGUUUGAGAAGCAUCAGGAUGAGCUGUUGAAAAACACCAAUCUCAGCCUUGAAGACAUACAAAAGGUCAAGUAUCUGCACGAAUUCGAUCGGGAGGUGCAGUGUAAGACAUGGGGCUAUCCAACGGAAGACAGCUACUACAAAGACGCCAGCUCAGCCGACACGGUGCUGGCCGUCCGCAUUCCCACCCUCUGUCUGCAUGCCACGGACGAUCCCAUUGCCUCCGAUGAGGCGGUACCAUACUCGGAAAUCCGGCAGAAUCCAUACGUCGUGCUUUGCGCAACCAACGGUGGUGGCCACCUGAGUUGGUUUGAAUGGGGUGGUGGGCGAUGGCAUACCAGACCGGUGAGUACACUGAGCGCAUCGCAAUUCCCAUAG
Neohortaea acidophila is the source of this 1248-nucleotide messenger RNA. RefSeq names its product Alpha/Beta hydrolase protein. Gene Ontology annotation, biological process: medium-chain fatty acid biosynthetic process; medium-chain fatty acid catabolic process. The record is from RefSeq and is a predicted model, not a curated record. Gene Ontology annotation, molecular function: acetylesterase activity; monoacylglycerol lipase activity. NCBI's taxonomy places the organism in Eukaryota, Fungi, Ascomycota, Dothideomycetes, Mycosphaerellales, Teratosphaeriaceae. The transcript is spliced from 2 exons. Bases 1 to 1248 code for a protein of 415 amino acids.